CGCCUGUAUCCGUGCAGCCAGACAGAGGUAACAGUAGUCAGCGGACCAGCAGCAGCAGCAGCAGCAGAGAAGACCGGGACAGAGGGGGACUGAGAAGGAUCUUCAGCAUCCCUGGAGAGUUACAUACGCAGUGUGAAGAUGACUCUGGCAGCCUACAAAGAGAAGGUCAAAGAGCUCCCCCUGGUGUCUCUGUUCUGUGCCUGUCUCAACCCGCAGACUGCAGAGAAAACCACAUACAAGGCAGAAGAUGCAGUCGACCUCGGCUGGUGCGUCAUCAAAGAUGUGGAGGUGAUUGAGAUAAAUAAACGGGCCUCAGGCCAGGCCUUUGAGGUCAUCCUUAAGCCCCCGUCCUUUGACGGCGUGCCAGAGCUCAAUACCUCCAUGCCACAGCGCCGUGACCCGUCCCUGGAGGAGAUCCAGAAGAAGCUGGAGGCUGCCGAGGAGAGGCGGAAGUGUCAGGAAGCGGAGCUGCUGAAGCACCUGGCCGAGAAGAGGGAGCAUGAGCGAGAGGUGAUCCAGAAGGCCUUUGAGGAGAACAACAACUUCAUCAAGAACGCCAAGGAAAAGCUGGAGCAGAAAAUGGAGGCCAACAAGGAGAACAGGGAGGCUCUACUGGCGGCCAUGUUGGAGAGGCUGCAGGAGAAGGACAAACACGCAGAAGAAGUGAGGAAGAACAAGGAGAUGAAGGAGGAAGCCUGCCGGUAGACGAGUGCAGAUGGGGAACACAAAGGAGAAGAAGGCGUACUGGGAACUUUUGAAGUCGGUAAAAAAAAGGGGGAUAAGAAAUAAAACAGUGCAGGAAUAAAAAUAGAGAAACUUGGGAAAGGGGGAAAUUUUCAUAUUUAAUGGUACGGUCUCAACAAGCUGUUCAAAGUGAAGCCAAAUCUUGAUGUUGAAGUCUUUUUCUUUCUUAAGGAAAUUGAGUUGGAGGGCUGGCGUUAAGAGGUGCCAUUUAAAAUGUUUAGAUAAUUUUCUAAUGAGGAAUAAAACCUGCAUUAAGGAAGAGUAAGGGGAAAAUUUGAAUCAUGGAUCCCUCAUUUCAACUGUUCUUUCAGUGAGCUGUGUCCUCUUUAUGUUUGUUUUUAUCAAAAAAAUGCAGCUUAUUCAGCAGCAACUUGGCUAUUUACACUGUUUCCUCUAGUUUUAUCACAACCAAGGGAGUUUUGAUUUGAUUUUUACCAAAAAAAAAAAAAAAACCUGGAUGCAAAGUUGAUGCCCACAGUCCUUCAAAACAAAUUCAAGUCAAAAUAAAGAGUCCAAGACUUCUUUUUACAGGAUAUUAAAUAGCUGUAAAUACAAACCGGACAUAUCACACAUACUUCUACUGUUUCCAAAAGAAAAGAGAGACUGAUCCCUCCUGAUCCACCACCCUCACUCUGAUUCUUCUCUGCACAUUUCUGACCUCUGUGUGCUAAACUCAGUGAAUCUCAGUAUGGUGUAUGAAUCUUAAACGGAGCGUCAGGCUUGAGUUUCUUUCUACAGUGCUUCAGUGAAACAAAAGAAACAAAGAAGCUAAAGGGAGGAAGCUUUACUGUGUUCUGCCAUCAGGCUCUUUUUGAAACUUUAACUCGUAGUGUAGUUGUAGGUCAGUGAGAACAUUUACUUAGAUUUAGAGCACUGUUUGCACUCUUUUUUCAUUAAGCACAACUCAGAAGCACACAUGCAUACAUAAAGGCAGGCGAACUUACUCGACGAUAAAACCACUGAGAAAGAAUAGCAGGAUUUGGACGUAUUUGGCUUUGAAUGGACAACUUUUGGGGUUUCUGGCUAACCAGCAGUCUCCCUUUGCGUUGGCAUGUGUCACAUUUAUGAUUUUAAAGGAGAGUUACACAUUAAAUAGAAAGGUGAAAUUCUUGAGUUGUUGAGUCAUACUGACUUGAUUGAAAUGUCUAGAAAUGUUUGCACUGUACCCCGGAGGUUGUGACAUGGGAUUUGUACUUGUUGUAAUUGUGUGUUGCUGUAUAUCCUAAAAGCUGGAUUGUAAUUAUUUGGCAUGGUCAGUAAA
Cheilinus undulatus (humphead wrasse) is the source of this 2005-nucleotide messenger RNA. It is a transcript of the gene stmn4, whose product is annotated as stathmin-like 4. The coding region runs from base 139 to 705 and encodes 188 amino acids. Gene Ontology annotation, molecular function: tubulin binding. The transcript is spliced from 6 exons. Gene Ontology annotation, cellular component: neuron projection; cytoplasm. Gene Ontology annotation, biological process: regulation of microtubule polymerization or depolymerization; neuron projection development; microtubule depolymerization. NCBI's taxonomy places the organism in Eukaryota, Metazoa, Chordata, Actinopteri, Labriformes, Labridae. The record is from RefSeq and is a predicted model, not a curated record.